AUGGGCCUGUUGGGUCGUAGUCCCACUCAGGGUUUUCAACUUUCCCGAGUGGCAGGCCAACUCUCUACGGCUACAGACCCAUCUACGGAAGCAGCAGCAGCUCCCCAUCCUUCCACCGUCUACUCCUCCGACUCCACUCUUACCCACUACUUGUCAGCUUCGAAAUCUUUUACUCUGGAUCAUCCCGCUUAUUCCCCUAUGUACCCAGAUAGAGUUCCGGGCGGCAUUCCCCCGGCAGCCGCUCCCACUACUUCGAAUUUGCCUUCUUAUUCCUCCUGGAACUCAACCCUCGAUGUCGAAUCUUUCGUUUCCGGCCUGAAACGCUCCUCUGAUGUGCUCUACCAUCAGGCUAUAAUGGGUUUGGGCGCCCAUAACUCAAUUGGGCAAAGUGGAGCUUGGUACUCUACUGACUCUUUAGCCAAGCGUUCUAGAUUCGAGAGUGCAAGCUAUUUGCCUGUAUAUCCUCAGAGGCCAGGAGAAAAGGAUUGUGUCCACUAUAUGCAGACAAGAACAUGUAAAUUUGGGGAUACCUGCAUUUUUGACCAUCCUACUUGGGUUCCUGAGGGUGGGAUCCCUGAUUGGAAAGAGGUUCCACUCAUUGCUACAAGCGCCCUUCCUGAAAGGCCUGGAGAGCCAGAUUGUCCUUACUUCAUGAAAACUCAAAGGUGUAAAUAUGGAUUGAGGUGCAGAUUUAAUCAUCCACAAGAUAAUUUGGCUAAUACAGGUGCUUCAGAAUUUGCUGAUGGUUCUCCCUUACCUGAGAGACCUUCUGAGCCGCCAUGUGCGUUUUACAUGAAGACUGGGGAUUGUAAAUUUGGUGCAACAUGCAAAUUUCAUCACCCAAAGGGUGUCCUGGUACAAUCAUCUGGGUAUGACAAUGGUAACACGCAACCCUCUGAAUCAUUACUGAAGACUGAAGCAACAAUGGGAUAUAUCAAUUUAGCUAAGCCUGCUGCUCAUUUCACGCCAGCACUGUUCCACAAUUCAAAAGGGCUUCCUGUAAGACCGGGUGAGUUGGAUUGUCCAUUCUAUCUGAAAACUGGCAGUUGCAAGUAUGGCACCACUUGCCGUUACAAUCAUCCUGCUGCUGCUGCAAUUGGCCAUUCCAUUGUAGCCUCCCCAGCCACAAGUCUAAACAUUGGAGUCACUAAUCCUGCUGUCUCUAUGUACCAAACUGUAGACCCAACAUUUUCCCAAGCAACGGUGGGAGUGGGCCUCACAAUAUACCCUCAACGACCUGGACAGAUGGAAUGUGAUUACUACAUGAAAACUGGAGAAUGUAAGUUCGGGGAAAGAUGCAGGUUCCACCAUCCUAUUAAUCGAUCUGCACCAGCAUCAUCAAUGAAGCUCACGCUUGCUGGAUUACCUCGGAGAGAGGUAUGAGUUGUGUUUUUGCCUCUCAACAAUUCCAUGUUGCUUCUUCUUUUAAUAGUGUUGGGUGUAAUUUCCUCGUAUGA
Tripterygium wilfordii is the source of this 1457-nucleotide messenger RNA. RefSeq names its product zinc finger CCCH domain-containing protein 37-like. Gene Ontology annotation, molecular function: mRNA binding; metal ion binding. The record is from RefSeq and is a predicted model, not a curated record. Lineage: Eukaryota; Viridiplantae; Streptophyta; Magnoliopsida; Celastrales; Celastraceae.